UCUAAUAGACAAAACUAUCCGCGCAAUACUUUCUAAAGAAUCCGCGAUCCUGUUUGUUUUCUCGUCUGCGUUGCCAUGACAACAGAACAGACACGCCGUUCAACUUUACUCCAAAAUCACCUGUCCUGUUUCCUUUGAAUAAUUCCAACAACGCCGUUCAACUCUACUCCAAAAUCACCUGUCCUGUUUCCUUUGAAUAACUCCAACAACAUUUUCAAGAUCAACCGAUUUUCUUAUCGUGAACAAACGCUACUUGUGACUAAUUUGGUGACAAACUACUGAUAACAAUUUGUGUGACUUUUUGAGAUUCAUUGAAUUGAAAGUGUUGAUUGAAUUGUUUUUUGUGUUUAUCGUGUACUUUAAGUGGAUUGUAAGUUUGAGUCAUAUGCAACAGGUGUCAUAUAGUUGUACAGGUGGAGAGGUGGUUGUCAGUUGAAGUUUUUUGAAGUUAUCAGUUAAUUGAUUAGUUGAACAGUGUUUGAAGUGUGUGUGUUUCAAAUUAUUGGAUAACGUCUCAUUUUUUGAGGUAUCCUGGAACAGCCCAACAUUUUAGAACCUGGACACACCUGUAAGUGAAAUGACACUACAACCACACUCAUUCAGAACAGGCGGAUAAAGUGAAAUGAUUAGAAAGUUUUGGGAAGGUGAAUAAUAGUGUGAUACCAUUCGAAAUAGAGAGACUGUACAAUUAUUUAAUGACUGAGAACUGUCGUGGAGCAGCAAUAACGGUUUAAGUCGUGAAAUGAUUUUGAUUUGUCACGUUUAAGGAAAAUAUUAGGUAGUGUUACUGUUGUGUUAUUACCGGUAAGAGAUUAGUGGAGGUGACAACUGUUCAACAGUUGAACAAUAAUUAUUUUAUGAAUGGAUUCACUCCAAUUAUCCAGUUUUCAAUUGUAGUACACAAUUUCUCAAUUUCUCUUAUUGUAGAAUUUCCUGCUAUGAAUGGAUUAUCCUCAACUAUUCAGUUUUCAAAAGUGUUAGAUUCUCUUUUUGUGAGACUUCCUGUAGAAUAUUCUGUUAGCAUCGUUAUAACGUAAUACUUUAUAUACAUCAAAGCAUCUUAACUUCAUUGAAACGCAUUCGUAACCCACAAAUGGUGAGUGACUAGAGAAGCUGUGAUUGAAGUAGUGUUAUUUGUGAGUUUUUUUUAGAAUAACACUAUAUUCAUCUAGGAGAAUCGAAUAACUGGGUAGGACAUAGAACUUAAGUGUUUGAUUGAAAUUGCUGGAGAUAAUUAUACUGCACAACUUAUGAAGUAUUAGAAUAUUAUACUAUCUCAUACUUUGAUUCUAACACAAGGUGAAAUAUUAGAGAGGAAUCAUACAUUCAUUUGUGAAGAGAAGGUGAUUGAAUAUCAAGAGGUGUGAUUGUACAUUCUUAGGUGGCAUUAUCCCAUCUAUGUAGGUCGUCAACUUAUGGAAAGCUCAAUGAUGCCCAGUCUUGGUAAUUGAAAAGCUACGUGACAAACGUAACAUGCUGGAAAUGAUGAAUGGAUCGCAGGAGUUCAUUGAUAAAAUGGAAGCGGAAACUAGAAAAGGGCCGGUUGUAGUGAGUACUCAUAGUAGGCAGCAGGAGCGCCAACCUGACGGAUCUAAAGAUGACCGGAAGCUGCAGGGACGUCACGUGGUCAAGAUUCGUGUCAACGCUGAGAACGUUGGCAGCCCUGAGGGAGCGGUCGCUGAAGAUGGACUUCAAUUGUCUGGACGGGUCACACCUUCGAACCAAGUUGAGGUGUUGUCAGAUGGACGAGUGAGGAUCAAAAGUAAUGAUAACGAUGUGGAAGCAAUCUUGAAGCAGCCGGUUGUUGUUGGAAGAACGUUGAAAGAUGAAGAAAAGAGAGGGAGGGGAGUUGAGGAGGAAGUGGUGAUGAAGAUGGAUGAAGAGGAAGAAGAAAGCAGGAGAAGAAUUAAAGCCAGAGAAGAAACGACAACUUCUGUCUCAGCAGGUCAACAUCAAGUGAAGCAGGUAAAAGGGGCGGGGACCGUCAGGUCAUUCCUUAUCUCGGAUACCACUUCUUCUCAGAUUAAAAACAAGUCUGGUCUUCUUCCAGAGAAGCGAUCUUCAUCAAAUCAGUCCACUUCUAACUCUGUGCGUAUAAACGUGUUGUCGUCAUCAGCUACAGCUGCAGGGGAGUCAAUGAUGUACUCGAGGAACGAGGAAGACUCGUCAUACUAUUCCUACAACCAGCUCGCCUAUUUGUAUUCACAUAGCGGUCAAUCAUCUCCAGCUAGUGACAGUGGCACCUGUAGUGAUUUUGACGCUAACACACCACCACCCCUACCCAAGAAGAAGUCCGCGCUAAGUAAGAAGAUAUCCACAAUUCACCUCAACCUGGGCAAUGAUGAUGUAUCCAAGCAUCACCAUAUUGUCAAAGCAACCAGCCUGACAUCAUCAGGUGAACCUGAAAGUGAUGAUGACAUCAGUUGUGACUCCCUCAAUAGCAGUGAGUUGGAGCAUCAGGUGGUGUCGUCAUCAUCAUCAACAUCAUCAGACCCAAGUCACCAUCUGCACAUCACUGAUCAUCUUGAUGACUUGGAGGAUGUUGAUGAUGGUGUACAUGAUGUCCUGUCAAGACGAAGAAUGGUCCAACAGUUUGGGAAGCAGAAAAGUGAGCCACCCCCUUUGCCACCAAAGAAAGGUCACCAAAAAAAGAUUCUGGAGACUACUGCAUCGGUUGAUACUUCCCUGACAUCGGUAGAAACGAGCUUCACGCCAACAAAGGCAAAACCUUUCAAACAGAUAGUGAACCACCCCCAAGUCUCCCGACAAGUCUCAGUUGAAGAGCGCACCUACAACGAACGUAACUCUUCCAAAAACUGUGUCACCUCCCCUAAUUCCACAUUAGAACGUAGUGUUUCCUCCCCUUCUUCUUCGAUCUAUGACAGUUUUUACAAGUUCCAUCUGAACGAAAACAGUGACGUGAAUUCAACCGACGAUUGUAACAGUUUAUCUUCGACAGCUACCAUGAGGUCUAGUGUAACAGUGGAUGGGUUAGACUCGUUCGCGGGUCGCAAAGGAUAUGUUCAAGAUGGUGACGUUGAGAAUGCUACGAUCAGGAGUUCCAAGGGCACAAUACGAGGCGUCAAGAAUCGAGUGAGGGCUGGUAUUGCCACGUUCCUGCAGAUGCACACCAAUAAGAGAUGGGAAGAAAAAGAAGCGGGCAAAGUGGUGGUGUACACAACAACAAUGGGAACAGUGAGGGAGACGUAUUUGCGCUGCCUGAAAGUGCGCCAGAUCAUGCGGACCAACCUGGUCAAGUUUGAGGAGCGCGAUGCCUUCAUGAGCCGCGAAGUGCAGGCGGAGAUCAAGGAGAGGAUGUCCUCCGACCUGGUCGCUCUGCCUCAGGUAUUCGUCGAGGGACAGCAUUUGGGGGAUGCCGAGGCAGUGGAACGACUCAAUGAAAGCGGAGAGCUGAGGAAAAUUCUCCAACCAUACAAGAGUGCAGACGCUUGUAUGACAUGCCAAGUAUGCGGAGGCUACCGUCUGCUGCCGUGCGGAGUCUGCAACGGUAGCAAGAAGUCAGUCCACCGCAAUCACUUCACGACCGAGCUGGUCGCACUUAAGUGCAUGAACUGCGACGAGGUCGGACUGGUGCGCUGUUAUGCCUGUUAGUGACAAGUGAUCAAGGACAAGUAACAAGUGUUGAAGGACAAGAUGAGUUUCGUUUCUUGUUAGUGACAAGUGAGGCAACAACCUAUGACAAGUGUUCAAGGACAAGUAACAAGUGUUAAAGGACUAUAUGAGUUUCGUUUCUUGUUAGUGACAAGUGAAGCAACAACCUAUGAAAAGUGAUCAAGGACAAGUCAAGAGUAGCAAGUAUUGAUGGACAAGAUUAUUUUAUUUUUAGCUUACCGACUGCAAUGUAGUCAGACUUGUGCGCUGUUAGUGACAAGUGAUCAAGUACAAGUGACAUAGCGUGAAUGUUGAUGUUGUGGAACUUUUCCGUAAUUGAAUAGACUUGAAACGUU
Nilaparvata lugens (brown planthopper) is the source of this 3968-nucleotide messenger RNA. RefSeq lists its product as uncharacterized. The transcript has 5 exons. Bases 1474 to 3612 code for a protein of 712 amino acids. The record is from RefSeq and is a predicted model, not a curated record. Gene Ontology annotation, biological process: sensory perception of sound. NCBI's taxonomy places the organism in Eukaryota, Metazoa, Arthropoda, Insecta, Hemiptera, Delphacidae.